GGGACCACUUUUGCACCUACAUUUAUACGCGUAACGUCUACUAUGAUCAGCCCCUAUACCCAUACCGUACAGUCAAUGGUUGAACAACACAUAUAGCGUUCAUUUGAUUAGUAUUUCCGUCAAAAAGUGAUUAAAACUAGUUUUAGUGAAUAAUUCAUACAAAAGUGUUUACUAAUAAUUAGCAAACGAAAUUAUUUGAAUAAGCUCAUUUAUUUUGCGUGUCUGUCCACCACUACCACCACCGCCUAAGAAGUCAUGUAUCUGUCACUCGGGGGUCGACUACUGUCCCGCCAGUGUGUGCAGCCACUGGUGGUGUCCACAGCGUCGGGUGUGAGAAGUGUCCACACGUUUGACAACCAGAAGUUUGGCAAAAAUAUAGUGUUAAUCGACGGCAUUAGGACUCCCUUUAAUCACUCCAACACUGAUUACAAGGAUUUAAUGGCUUAUGAG
Messenger RNA from Oppiella nova, 450 nucleotides. The record is from the annotation of a GenBank genome assembly. NCBI's taxonomy places the organism in Eukaryota, Metazoa, Arthropoda, Arachnida, Sarcoptiformes, Oppiidae.